AUGGAUAAGGUACCACUCCCCCAGGGACCUCACUGGGGGUCCUUCCGCCUCCCCGUGGGGUCACCCUGGUUUGCCCUGCCGGAGGAGCCAGGGCCUGGGGAGCAGGCACGCAGCUGGGAAGUGAACCCAGGAAUCCAGGGCCCAGCAGCUCUCUGCCCAGGGACAGGCUGCCCCUCCUCCGCCAGGGGCCCCCCGCAGCCCUUUUCUCUUCCCCAGCUCCUGGGUCUUUUUAUCCUUAACCCAGUGCCCACCUUCCUGCUGGCGUCGGGGGCCCCUUCGCCCGGCUGGCAGGAGGGUGCCGGGCUGCCGAGGAAGCGGGCCGUGCUGAGCGUGCUGCUGCACUUCCUGGAGACCUACCAGGGCAUCCUGCAGGAGGAGGAGAGCGCUGGGAAAGUCAUCAAGGAUGGGCCUGAUCCUCUUUGCCUGCCCCUGUUCAACCUCUCCACUGGGCCGGGCUGGUCCGUGCUGAGCGUGCUGCUGCACUUCCUGGAGACCUACCAGGGCAUCCUGCAGGAGGAGGAGAGCGCUGGGAAAGUCAUCAAGGUGCUCUUCUGCCGCGUGUACAUGCCCGACCACUCCUACGUCACCAUCCGCAGCCGCCUCUCCGCCUCCGUGCAGGACAUCCUGGCCGCGGUGACGGAGAAGCUGCAGCACUCGGAGGAGCAGAGCGCCCGCGAGGAAGCCCUCGUCCUGGUGGUGGUGGCGUCGUCUGGAGAGAAGGCCGUGCUGCAGCCCAGCGAGGAGUGCGUCUUCACCACACUGGGAAUCAACAGCCACCUCUUCGCCUGCUCCAAGGACGCCAUCGAGUCCUUGGUCCCACUCCCCGAGGAGAUCCAGCCCUCGCCGGGCGACACCGAGAUCCACCGCGUGGAGGCUGAGGAAAUAGCCAAUCACAUGACGGCCUUUCACUGGGAACUCUUCCGCUGCAUCCAUGAGCUGGAGUUCGUGGACUACGUCUUCCACGGGGAGCGGGGCCGUCGGGAGACAGCCAACCUGGAGCUGCUGCUGCAGCGCUGCAGCGAGGUGCAGCACUGGGUGGCCACCGAGAUCCUGCUGUGCGAGUCGCUGGGGAAGCGCGCGCACCUGCUCAAGAAGUUCAUCAAGAUCGCAGCCGUGUGCAAGCAGAACCAGGACAUGCUGUCAUUCUACACCGUGGUGAUGGGGCUGGACAACGCGGCCGUCAGCCGGUUACGACUCACCUGGGAGAAGCUUCCCAGCAAGUUUAAGAGCCUGUUCCGGAAGUUUGAGACUCUGACGGACCCCUGCCGGAAUCACAAAGCCUACAGGGAGGUCCUCUUCAAGAUGAAGCCGCCCCUCAUCCCUUUUGUGCCGCUCAUCCUGAAAGACCUGACGUUUGUGCACGAGGGCAGCAAGACGCUUCUGGACGGGCUGGUGAACGUGGAGAAACUGGUGAGUCCCCCUUCCCCUGCCCCGCACGCCUGGGUUAUUUCCUGGGCAAGGCCCUACCUCUCCGUGAGGCUCUGCCUCGAUUUGGAGGCGUCGCCCAGCCAGCUGCAGACCAAGGCCUACGUGCGCCAGUUCCCGGUGAUUGACAAUCAGAACCUGCUCUUUGUG
Messenger RNA from Pelodiscus sinensis (Chinese soft-shelled turtle), 1575 nucleotides. NCBI's taxonomy places the organism in Eukaryota, Metazoa, Chordata, Testudines, Trionychidae. The record is from RefSeq and is a predicted model, not a curated record.